Pocillopora meandrina is the source of this 656-nucleotide messenger RNA. The record is from the annotation of a GenBank genome assembly. NCBI's taxonomy places the organism in Eukaryota, Metazoa, Cnidaria, Anthozoa, Scleractinia, Pocilloporidae.
AUGAAUUGCGUAUCUUUGUUCAGCAAUUAUGGAACAUCACUCAUCCAGGAUAUUCUUAUAUCUUAUUGGUGCCAUUGUACUUUGGUGCCACCGUUGUGUGUUGACUUUUACAAACUGAACUUGACAGUUUGCUUUACAUUGUAGUGCUUGGAGUGACUCACGAAAUUUAUUUUUUUGCUUAUCAUUUGCCUUUAUUACAUAUUAAAAGAAAAUCAAAGCUAAUCUGCAUAGAUAAUACAUGGGAAAUAUAAAAUAGGAAAAGGAAAGGCGAGGAAGUCCGGAAAAGCCAUGAAGACUUAUAGGUGAGGCUCCCUCUUGAAAUACCAGUUUAAGUUAAACUAGAAUUUAGAACGUAAUUUAAUAAGUGUAAAGUACGAAUUACGGAAGUUGUGGAACGCAGUACCAUGGUGGUUGUCGAUCACUUUUGCUAUCAGCCUUGGAAAAUAACCCCAGUGCCCUGGGGAACCUUUCGAACUCCUCACCUUGAGAGACUUAAGGCAGGCAAUGCUAUCAUGAGUAUGAUGUUUGAGUCUACUGCCAUAAUACUCUGUUAACUGUCUGUUAUUAUUUACUCAAUUUAUUUACUUAUAAGGCAAUUCCUUUUGAAACUUGCCAAUGAAGUUUGCCAUUUAGACCUCAGUUCCACUGGUGAUUGA